AUGUCUACUGAAACCCCCACCCUCAGAUUGGGAUCUACUGCCCCUGACUUUGAAGCCGACACUUCGAACGGCCCCAUCAAGUUUCACGAUUACAUUGGCGACUCGUGGGCCAUCUUGUUCUCCCACCCCGAUGACUUCACCCCCGUGUGUACCACAGAACUUGGUGCUUUCGCCAAGUUGGAACCCGAGUUUUCCAAGCGCAACACCAAGCUCAUUGGCUUGUCGGCUUCGUCUGCUGAAAAACACAGAGCUUGGGCCGUGGACAUCGAAGACGUUACUGGUGCCAAGGUGGGUUUCCCCAUUAUUGCCGACCCCGAAAGAAAGAUUGCUCACUUGUAUGACAUGAUUGACUACCAAGACGCCACCAAUUUGGACGACAAGGGUGUUCAGCUUACCAUUAGAUCGGUGUUUAUCAUCGACCCCCUGAAGAAGAUCAGAUUGAUCAUGGCUUACCCUGCGUCCACUGGUAGAAACUCUGCCGAAGUGAUCCGGGUGUUGGACUCAUUGCAAUUGGGAGACAAGAACCGGAUUACCACCCCGAUCAACUGGGUCAGAGGCGACGACGUCAUUGUUCACCCUUCGGUUUCCAAUGAAGAGGCCAAGACUCUUUUCCCCAAGUUCCGCAUUAUCAAGCCCUACUUGAGAAUGACCCCCUUGGAAGUGUCUGACCCUUGA
This is a messenger RNA of Diutina rugosa, 675 nucleotides long. Its product is annotated as peroxiredoxin. Gene Ontology annotation, biological process: cellular oxidant detoxification; cell redox homeostasis; cellular response to oxidative stress. NCBI's taxonomy places the organism in Eukaryota, Fungi, Ascomycota, Pichiomycetes, Serinales, Debaryomycetaceae. Gene Ontology annotation, molecular function: peroxiredoxin activity. The transcript has a single exon. Gene Ontology annotation, cellular component: mitochondrion; cytosol. The record is from RefSeq and is a predicted model, not a curated record. Bases 1 to 675 code for a protein of 224 amino acids.